Molecule: messenger RNA, 2117 nt
Organism: Neomonachus schauinslandi (Hawaiian monk seal)
Lineage: Eukaryota; Metazoa; Chordata; Mammalia; Carnivora; Phocidae
Gene: SLC23A2
Product: solute carrier family 23 member 2
Exons: 15
Coding region: 1-1953 (650 amino acids)
Biological process (GO): L-ascorbic acid metabolic process; transmembrane transport
Cellular component (GO): membrane
Molecular function (GO): transmembrane transporter activity
Source: RefSeq, a predicted model, not a curated record
AUGAUGGGCAUCGGUAAGAACACUACGUCCAAAUCCAUGGAGGCUGGAAGUUCAACUGAAGGCAAAUACGAAGAUGAAGCGAAGCACCCUGCUUUCUUUACUCUUCCGGUGGUGAUAAAUGGAGGUGCCACGUCCAGCGGUGAACAGGACAAUGAAGACACGGAGCUCAUGGCAAUCUACACGACGGAGAAUGGCAUCGCAGAAAAGAGCUCUCUUGCCGAAACUUUGGAUAGCACUGGCAGUCUAGACCCCCAGAGAUCGGACAUGAUUUAUACCAUAGAAGACGUCCCUCCCUGGUACCUGUGCAUAUUUCUGGGGUUACAGCACUACCUGACCUGUUUCAGUGGCACCAUCGCCGUGCCCUUUCUGCUGGCCGAUGCCAUGUGUGUGGGGUAUGACCAGUGGGCCACCAGCCAGCUCAUCGGGACCAUUUUCUUCUGCGUGGGAAUCACAACCUUGCUGCAGACAACGUUUGGAUGCAGGUUACCCCUGUUUCAGGCCAGUGCUUUUGCAUUUCUGGCCCCUGCUCGAGCCAUCCUGUCUUUAGAUAAAUGGAAAUGUAACACCACAGAUGUUUCAGUGUCCAAUGGAACCACAGAGCUGCUACACACAGAGCACAUCUGGUACCCCCGGAUACGUGAGAUCCAGGGUGCCAUCAUCAUGUCCUCACUGAUAGAAGUGGUCAUCGGCCUCCUCGGCCUGCCCGGGGCUCUGCUGAAAUACAUCGGGCCCCUGACCAUUACGCCCACGGUGGCCCUCAUCGGGCUGUCUGGCUUCCAGGCGGCAGGAGAGAGAGCGGGGAAGCACUGGGGCAUCGCCAUGCUGACAAUUUUCCUAGUAUUACUGUUUUCGCAGUAUGCCAGAAAUGUUAAAUUUCCUCUUCCAAUUUACAAAUCCAAGAAAGGAUGGACUGCAUACAAGUUACAGCUUUUCAAAAUGUUCCCUAUCAUCCUGGCCAUCCUUGUGUCCUGGCUGCUGUGCUUCAUCUUCACAGUGACUGACGUCUUCCCUCCCGACAGCACAAAGUAUGGCUUCUAUGCUCGGACGGACGCCAGGCAGGGCGUGCUUCUGGUAGCCCCGUGGUUUAAGGUCCCGUACCCGUUUCAGUGGGGCCUGCCCACCGUCUCCGCGGCGGGUGUCAUCGGCAUGCUCAGCGCGGUGGUCGCCAGUAUUAUUGAGUCCAUUGGGGACUAUUAUGCCUGCGCAAGGCUCUCCUGUGCCCCGCCGCCCCCCAUCCAUGCGAUCAACAGGGGGAUUUUCGUGGAGGGUCUCUCCUGUGUUCUCGAUGGCAUAUUUGGUACUGGGAAUGGCUCUACUUCAUCCAGUCCCAACAUUGGCGUUUUGGGAAUUACUAAGGUCGGCAGUCGCCGGGUGAUCCAGUACGGCGCGGCCCUCAUGCUGGCGCUGGGCAUGAUCGGCAAGUUUAGUGCCCUCUUCGCCUCCCUCCCGGAUCCGGUGCUCGGCGCGCUCUUCUGUACUCUCUUCGGAAUGAUCACAGCUGUUGGGCUCUCCAACCUGCAGUUCAUCGACUUAAAUUCUUCCCGGAACCUCUUUGUGCUUGGAUUUUCAAUCUUCUUUGGGCUCGUCCUUCCAAGUUACCUCAGACAGAACCCUCUCGUCACAGGAAUAACAGGAAUCGAUCAGGUGUUGAAUGUUCUUCUCACAACUGCUAUGUUUGUAGGAGGCUGCGUGGCUUUUAUCUUGGAUAACACCAUCCCAGGUACUCCAGAGGAAAGAGGAAUCAGGAAAUGGAAGAAGGGUGUGGGCAAAGGGAGCAAGUCGCUCGAUGGCAUGGAAUCCUACGAUUUGCCAUUUGGCAUGAACAUUAUUAAAAAAUACAGAUGCUUCAGCUACUUACCCAUCAGCCCAACCUUUGUGGGCUACACGUGGAAAGGCCUUGGGAAGAGUGCCACCAGCCGGAGUUCAGACGAGGACUCACAGGCCACGGUAUAGCUGUAGAUCACCCUGUGGCCCAGCCGCAGUGAGGCAUGAAUCUGUAGUUCCUUGCUGAGUAACAAGCAGUAACAUAUAUGUUUGUAUAUCUGCAUUUACCUUCUGCACCCAGAGCUAAGACGAUUACAGAUAGCUUUUUUGUUGUGGGUGGUGAUUGUGUCUAA